AUGGCGAAACAACAGUUUGAUGCGCUUAUCAUUGGAGCUGGCUUGGGCGGCAUUCAUAACCUCUACCAUUUGCGCGCCACUGGCCUUUCCAAGCUCAAGCUUAUCGAUCUUGUCAGCGAUGUUGGCGGCACCUGGCAUUUCAACACCUACCCUGGCGCCAUGUCAGAUACAGAAAGCUAUUUGUAUCGCUUCCCAUGGGAUAAGGAAGACUUGAUGACGUACCCUUGGCCGAACCACUACGUUACCCAGCCGGAGAUCCUAGCGUACCUCCGUCACGUCGUCUUGAAGCAUGACCUCCGCAAAUAUAUGCAAUUCAACACCGAGAUGCGUUCCGCCAUCUUCAAUGAGACCCCGCUACCUUGCAGUAUCGUGCAUUCCCAUGAUUGGGAUGCCGAUGCCGAGUACAGAAACAAACGCGUUGCAGUCAUUGGAACUGGAUCAACGGGAACUCAGAUCGUAACCGCUGUUGCCCCGCACGCUGCAUCCCUCACCGUAUUCCAGCGCACACCUCAGUAUUCUGUGCCUGCGGGAAACAAGCCUGUAACUCCUGAGUACCGCGAACGUAUUAACCAGAAUUACGACGACAUCUGGGCGCAGACACGAGAGUCUAGCACCGCUUUCGGGUUCCAGGAGUCGACAGUACCUUGUAUGUCCGUGAGCCCCGAAGAUCGCGAGAAGGUCUUUGAGAAGCUCUGGCAGCAAGGAAACGGCUUCCGAUUCAUGUUCGGCGGUUUCGGUGACAUCACUACAAAUUUCGAGGCAAACGAGGAAGCGUGUCGCUUCGUACGGAAGAAGAUUGCGGAAAUUGUCAAGGAUCCCGUCAAGGCUCGGAAGCUGACGCCUACGAACCGGUACGCUCGACGGCCGCUUUGUGACUCUGGAUACUACGAACAAUUCAAUCGUGAGAAUGUGGACGUGGUCGAUCUGAGAGAAACGGAGAUUGUGGCUCUCACGCCAAAGGGUAUUCGUACAUCUGACGAUAUCGAACAUGAGGUGGAUUUGAUCGUCUUCGCGACCGGUUUUGAUGCUAUCGAUGGUAGCUACACCAGGCUUCUUAUACGUGGCCGUAGCGGUCGGACCAUGAAGGAUCAUUGGGUCGGUGGUGCUCACAGCUACAUGAGCGUUUGCUGUUCUCACUUCCCGAACAUGUUCAUGAUCAAUGGCCCAUAA
Colletotrichum aenigma is the source of this 1170-nucleotide messenger RNA. It is a transcript of the gene CHMO-1, whose product is annotated as Cyclohexanone 1,2-monooxygenase. The record is from RefSeq and is a predicted model, not a curated record. The transcript has 2 exons. The coding region runs from base 1 to 1170 and encodes 389 amino acids. Lineage: Eukaryota; Fungi; Ascomycota; Sordariomycetes; Glomerellales; Glomerellaceae.